GGGCCGCCGAGGCGCAACGAGGCCAUGGCGCGCGUGGAGGUGGCGGUGCUGUGCCUCAUUCUGUUCCUGGCGCUGAGCGGCAACGCGUGCGUGCUGCUGGCCCUGCGCACCACGCGCCACAAGUACUCGCGCCUCUUCUUUUUCAUGAAGCACCUGAGCAUCGCCGACCUAGUGGUGGCCGUGUUCCAGGUGCUCCCGCAGCUGCUGUGGGACAUCACCUUCCGCUUCUACGGGCCCGACCUGCUGUGUCGUCUGGUCAAAUACUUGCAGGUGGUGGGCAUGUUCGCCUCCACCUACCUGCUGCUGCUUAUGUCGCUCGACCGCUGCCUGGCCAUCUGCCAGCCGCUGCGCUCGCUGCGACGCCGAACCGACCGCCUGGCGGUGCUGGCGACAUGGCUCGGCUGCCUGGUGGCCAGCGCACCCCAGGUGCACAUUUUCUCGCUGCGCGAAGUGGCAGACGGCGUCUUCGACUGCUGGGCUGUUUUCAUCCAGCCCUGGGGACCCAAGGCCUACGUCACGUGGAUCACGCUCGCCGUCUACAUUGUGCCGGUCAUCGUGCUGGCGGCCUGCUAUGGCCUCAUCAGCUUCAAGAUCUGGCAGAACCUGCGACUCAAGACGGCGGCGGCGGCGGCAGAGGCCGAGGGGACUGAGGGAUCUGCGGCCGGUGGAGCUGGGCGUGCGGCUCUGGCUCGGGUCAGUAGUGUUAAGCUCAUCUCCAAGGCCAAGAUCCGCACAGUGAAGAUGACCUUCAUCAUUGUACUGGCCUUCAUCGUGUGCUGGACGCCUUUCUUCUUCGUACAGAUGUGGAGCGUCUGGGACGCCAAUGCGCCUAAGGAAGCUUCUGCCUUUAUCAUCGCCAUGCUCUUGGCCAGCCUCAACAGCUGCUGCAACCCCUGGAUCUACAUGCUCUUCACGGGCCACCUCUUCCACGAACUUGUGCAGCGCUUCCUCUGUUGCUCUGCCCGUUACCUGAAGAGCAGCCGGCCUGGAGAGACAAGCAUCAGCAAGAAGAGCAAUUCAUCCACCUUUGUCCUGAGUCGCCGCAGCUCCAGCCAGAAGAGCUGCUCUCAGCCAUCUUCAGCGUGAGCCACCUGCCUGGCUCACCCCUUCUGAGGCAGGGGCUAUGUCGACUCCAGUCUGCCCCCUGGUGGCCGUGCAUGGAGCUGUAUAAGGUGCCUAUGGGUGUGUGUCCCUCCACUCCUUGGGGUGGCUAGAGCAUGGGGCAUAUUCUGACUUGGGGUUGGGGAAGUGUCUCUAUGGGAGAUGACAGUCACUCAGCCAUCAGAGGGUCGCCUAGGCUCCCACUUGUGCUUCUAUUACCCCAGCUGGAGUGCUCCUGGGUGGUGGGUGGGUGGGCUCUCGUGAACCUGGCUUUCAUUCCAUUAUUAUUAUUAUUUCACUUGUUUAUCCUGGGCUCUUGUGAAAGGCAGCAAGCCACAGAUUGGUGACCAGUUUUGUGAGCUGUGGGCUGGGACAAGGAAUGGGAAAUGAGGCUGCAGAUGCAGAGUGGUGCUGGUUUCCUUGUGACCCAAGUUGUGUGGACAGAUCCUAGCAUCCUCAGGGACCAGCCUGUCCCAGGAAAACACUGGGAACUGGAGACUGAACCAUGAGGCCACCUGGCUCAGGAAGGCAAUGAGAACACGGACUGAAAUGUUGAAGAGGCUGAUGCUUGAUAUACAUUUGGGGAGGAAAAGGAAAUGAGAGCCACCCAGGACAGACGGGACUAGGGAGAACUGUUUGUACAUGACACUGACCCAUGCAUAUGAGAUCCUAAGGAACACAUGUAUGCAUAUGUGCACAUGCACACACACACACACACACACACACACACAC
Messenger RNA from Cricetulus griseus (Chinese hamster), 1833 nucleotides. Lineage: Eukaryota; Metazoa; Chordata; Mammalia; Rodentia; Cricetidae. The record is from RefSeq and is a predicted model, not a curated record.